Molecule: messenger RNA, 279 nt
Organism: Chlorella variabilis
Lineage: Eukaryota; Viridiplantae; Chlorophyta; Trebouxiophyceae; Chlorellales; Chlorellaceae
Exons: 2
Coding region: 1-279 (92 amino acids)
Biological process (GO): DNA-templated transcription
Cellular component (GO): RNA polymerase I complex
Molecular function (GO): DNA-directed RNA polymerase activity; DNA binding; ribonucleoside binding
Source: RefSeq, a predicted model, not a curated record
AUGGUGAGCGGGGUGACGGGCGAGCCCUUCCCUGUGGACAUCUACAUUGGUGUGGUCUACUACCAGCGCCUUCGACACAUGGUGUCAGACAAGUUCCAGGUGCGCUCCACGGGCCCCAUCAACCCGCUCACGCGGCAGCCCAUCAAGGGGCGCAAGUUUGGGGGCGGCAUCCGGUUUGGCGAGAUGGAGCGCGACUCGCUGCUGGCCCACGGCGCCGCCUACCUGCUGCACGACAGGUGGGGGCGGGGAGGGGUCCAGCCCGGGCGCACACGCCGCUGA